GCCUAAGUUAUAUUUAAAGUUUCUUCUUUUUUCCUGAAUGGCUUGAGACCCAAGAUAUUCCUGACAAUCUAACCCCAUUUCCCAUAGCAAUCUUUGAGAGAACUUUUGUUAGCAACUUAGACUAAGAAAUUAACUCUCUCAACUUUGAAGCUUGGGUUGGUUUUCCUAAUUUUUUUUAUGAUCAACAAAGAUUACAAAAAAGGCCAACAAAACAAAUUAUGGGAUAAUCAUUCCAAAUGGGAAAAGCACCGAGGCACAGCUUUUGCUCCCACCUCAUCAUAUGUGUCAUCUUGCACCUUCGUCCCCCACACCCUUCCUCUAUCUAAUAGAACUGGAAUCUUCAGCUAGCCUUCACUUUUCACCGCCACUCCUUAACAAAUAAUACUAUUCUAUUCAUCCCAGAAGCCCUUCCUCAAGACCACCCCCAUAUAGGGAGAAAGACACACACAUGCGCGAGCGCACAGACUUCUCUUUCCCUUUGGCUAUAAAACAUCACCUUAGAUUUCCUAGUGGUUUGAUACCCUUACACCAAGAAAAGAAGGUGUUCUGUUGUCGAGGAAGGAGGAAAGAGAGAAAAAAAUGGCAGGAGAAGCAACCUCAAAGUCCUUACCACAUGACCCAACUCAGGAACCCAAUCCUCCCAUCGCAAAGAAGAGGAGAAACCUACCAGGAAAUCCAGAUCCUGAAGCAGAAGUCAUUGCCUUGUCUCCAAAGACCCUCUUGGCCACAAACCGGUUUGUGUGCGAGAUAUGUGGCAAAGGCUUCCAAAGAGAUCAAAAUCUCCAGCUCCACCGCCGGGGCCAUAACCUUCCAUGGAAGCUGAGGCAGAGAAGCACCAAAGAACGAAGGAAGAGGGUGUACGUGUGCCCGGAGAAGACCUGCAUCCACCACCAUCCAUCGAGGGCCCUCGGCGACCUCACCGGCGUAAAGAAGCACUUCUGCCGAAAGCACGGUGAGAAGAAGUGGAAGUGCGAGAAGUGCUCGAAGCGGUACGCAGUGCAGUCCGACUGGAAGGCCCACUCCAAGGUUUGUGGCACGAGGGAGUACCGUUGUGACUGUGGCACCCUCUUCUCUAGGAGGGACAGCUUCAUAACCCACAGGGCCUUCUGUGAUGCCUUAGCUGAAGAGGCCGCACGAGUUUCCGCGGCAUCAAACAUCGAUAGAUUGGCAUCGAUCAGUAAUGCCAAUUAUCAUUUCACUGGGGGUUUGAUGAGAUCUAACAUGGUGCAGCAUUUCCCUGCUAUAUGUAAGCCUGCAAUGGCUGAACGCCAAGCGGGCGAUCAUGCUCUGCCUGGACUUGCACUCUGGAUGGGCCAAAGACCUCAAAAUAAUCAGACCCUGAGCACUGAUGGUAGUCUCUCCGCUAUGCAUCAAAUCGGGCCAAUGAGCAUCUCAACUCUCUACAGUGAUCCCUUCGCUUCAUGCUCGAAUGCUCAGCAACUCGACGGCCAAUUAAGUUGGAUAUAUGGUAACAAGCUGGCCUCUUCAAGCUCUGUAGAGCUAACAAGCACCUCACUGCCUACUAGUUUGAAGGAAGCCGACCUUAUGAGUAUUCCUUCCCUGUAUAGCACUCAGCAUCAUCAGCAGUCCAUACCGGCAUCGGACAAGUCGGCAACUGCAUUGCUGCAAAAAGCUGCUCAAAUUGGUGCGACUUCCUGCGGUCCGUCCUUCUUUGGUAGCUUAGAGAUGAAGUGCCACAACACUCAAGUCCAGGAUGGUGGCAAUAAAUAUGAUGGUUUGCUCGAUCCAAACCAUCCGAGCAUAGCGGCUAACAUGGAAAAUAGCCUAGAGAACAUUGCCAGUGAUAUCACAGUGUCGAACCCAUACAGCGAUAUGCACUCUGCGAGGCAUCAGAUGGCUCAAAAAGAUGGUACAAGAGGAGGAGAAACUAGGGAUUUCUUGGGUGUUGGGGUCCAAACACUCUGCCCAUCAUCAGCUAAUGGAUGGAUUUGAGCAUAUUAGGGUUUACGACUCACGUACUUAUCCGUUGAAAGAAAGUUGAUGAGUGAAAGAAAAAGAAGUGGAAGUGGAGGUGUGGAGAGAUUAUAUUAUGAGCAAACUUUGCAGGGGAGAAAAGGUGGUAUGAGUGCUUGCAUGAUAAGAGCUGCAAGGAGACGUGCCUGCAGAGCCCAAUUUUAUUCACCACUAAGUUUGAUCAGCACUGGCAGGAGAUCCUUGCAUAUUCUUUUGGACCCUGAAAGGCACUCCUUUUAGGAUGCUACUUUAGUUUUCGGAGAAAAGAAGAAAAAAAAGGGGAAGGGGGUGGUGGUGGGGGGAGGGCAAAGAUUGCCCUCCUUUUUAGCUCUAUUAUUGCUUUGUUUCAUGGCUAUCUUGGGUGUCUGUUCAAGUUCAAUUCUAGUAUUUUCAAAGUGGUACAAAGCUUGUUCUUUGGUUCUAAUAAAAUCAUAGCCUUUAGUUC
Molecule: messenger RNA, 2419 nt
Organism: Phoenix dactylifera (date palm)
Lineage: Eukaryota; Viridiplantae; Streptophyta; Magnoliopsida; Arecales; Arecaceae
Product: zinc finger protein MAGPIE-like
Cellular component (GO): nucleus
Molecular function (GO): DNA-binding transcription factor activity
Source: RefSeq, a predicted model, not a curated record